CACCAACAGACUCUUGAGCACAAUCUUCUCCUCCAGCCUUUGCAGUAACUGGUCAAAUCCCUGCCGAGAUGUCCUGCCAGCAGAACCAGAAGCAGUGCCAGCCUCCUCCCAAGUGCCCCUCUCCCAAGUGCCCCCAGAAGAGCCCAGCACAGUGUCUGCCCGCAGCGUCCUCCUGCUGUGCUGCAAGCUCUGGGGGCUGCAGUGUCUCCAGCUCUGAGGGAGGCUGCUGCCUGAGCCACCACAGGCGCAGGUCCCACAGAUGCAGGCGCAGGAGCUCCAGUUCCUGUGACCGAGGCAGUGGUCAGCAGUCUGGGGGCUCAGGCUGUGGCCACAGCUCUGGGGGCUGCUGCUGACCUUGGAAAGAGUAGUCUGGAAAAGAAACACUAUCAAAAAUGAAUCUAAGAUCCUUCCCCAAUGUUCAGUCCUCAUUCCCAGUUACCCUGUCCCCCCUAAGUGCUGAGAUGUUUCCCAAGAGGACUCAGGUCUCUCCUGGCUCUUUCUGUUCUCUGCAUGUUCACAGCGCAUGUACCCUGUUAUCUUGAGAGCUUGUGAUAACUGCCUGGGUGGUUAUCAUCCUGUACUUGACCCUAAGGAAGU
Molecule: messenger RNA, 597 nt
Organism: Meriones unguiculatus (Mongolian gerbil)
Lineage: Eukaryota; Metazoa; Chordata; Mammalia; Rodentia; Muridae
Product: late cornified envelope protein 3D-like
Exons: 2
Coding region: 69-353 (94 amino acids)
Biological process (GO): epidermis development
Source: RefSeq, a predicted model, not a curated record